Cordyceps fumosorosea ARSEF 2679 is the source of this 765-nucleotide messenger RNA. RefSeq names its product Mpv17/PMP22. Lineage: Eukaryota; Fungi; Ascomycota; Sordariomycetes; Hypocreales; Cordycipitaceae. Gene Ontology annotation, cellular component: cytoplasm; membrane. The transcript has 4 exons. Bases 1 to 765 code for a protein of 254 amino acids. The record is from RefSeq and is a predicted model, not a curated record.
AUGGCCUGGGAUUCGCUUUUGCAGACGUCUGCCGUCAACAAAUAUGUCUUUGGCCGCAUUCCUCUCCUACAUACCCUUAUCCUCCUCAUAGAAAUGGCGCUGGCCGCCAGACUCACGGCGAGGUUCAAUGCCUCGUACGAGGAGCGACCCCUCAUUACGAUGAUGGUCACCAAUGCCCUGCUCGGUGGCAUCGCAGACACCGUCGCACAGGUCAUCACAGCAUUCCGCCACCGCGUCGUCCGCAAGCCCGGCGGCGCCAAGGACGAGACCGUCACCAUCGAGAUCCACGAGCUCGGCAAGAGCCCAUACUACGAGAAGGAUUCGCUCAGCAACUUUGGUCCCUCGACUGGUCGCCCACCCGCAUUUGACUUUGAGCGCCUGACCCGCUUCAUGGGAUACGGCUUCUGCGUCGCGCCCAUCCAGUUCCGCUGGUUCAAGCUGCUUGAGCGCCUCUUCCCCAUGUCCAAGACGAGCACCUUUGGCCCGGCGCUGAAGCGCGUGGCCUUUGACCAGAUUGUCUUUGCGCCGUUUGGUGUGGCCCUCUUCUUUACUGCCAUGACGGUGGCUGAGGGUGGUGGGCGCCGAGCCGUCAGCAACAAGCUGCGUGACAUGUAUGUGCCGACGCUCAAGGCCAACUAUGUGGUUUGGCCGGCCGUGCAGCUCGUCAACUUCCGUUUGAUGCCUGUGCAGUAUCAGUUGCCUUUCGUUUCGACUGUCGGUAUUGCUUGGACCGCAUACCUAUCGCUCACCAACAACACCGACUAA